Molecule: messenger RNA, 5010 nt
Organism: Malurus melanocephalus (red-backed fairy wren)
Lineage: Eukaryota; Metazoa; Chordata; Aves; Passeriformes; Maluridae
Gene: NCAPD3
Product: non-SMC condensin II complex subunit D3
Exons: 34
Coding region: 352-4419 (1355 amino acids)
Biological process (GO): mitotic chromosome condensation; meiotic chromosome condensation
Cellular component (GO): condensed chromosome, centromeric region
Molecular function (GO): histone binding
Source: RefSeq, a predicted model, not a curated record
GCGUGGGUGGACACGGUGUGGGAUCUGGAUUUCACGGAGACCGAGCCCCUGGAUCCCAGAAUAGAGGAGGAGAUCACAACCGAGGGGCUCGACACCUUUACAUGCCUGUACGAUGCUCUGGCGCCCUUUGCUGUCGAGAACCAGGAGUGCCAAGAGAAUAUCUGGAGCUUGUUUGCUGAGAACAGCCUGUCCCACCAGGCCCUGGUGGCCGUGCUGCAUCACUUUGUGCACGUGGGCCAGCAGAAGAGAGCAAAUGCACAGCAGAGGGUGUUUGGUCUGCACUCAGCUGGGCUGUAUUUCCUGCUGCUGGAGAUCCCAGGCAGCAGAGCCAACCAGCUGUUCCAUCAAGUGAUGUUUGAUGAGUGUCUUCAGACCCUCACAAAAUGCUGGCCUCAAGUACCAGAGAAAAGAAAGAAGACUGUUGCUCAGAGCUCACAGCCCAAUGCCAGAAGAAACAGAAAGAAAGCAAAACCAAGCAGGAAUGAAAACUCCAGUUUGAUGAUGGUGGAGGGGGAUGAGAUGUUGGAGGGGGAAGAGGAUGGUGAAGAUGUUUACUUCACAACRCAAGAUCUUCAACAGAUCCGCAGUGCAAUCUUCCUUCUUUUGAAAAACUUCUUACGACUUCUGCCCAAUUUCUCCCUGAAGGAAAAGCCUCAGUGCAUGCAGACCUGCCUGCAGGUCUUUGUUGCAAUGACCACCUUCGAGUCAGUGCUCAACGAGGUCCAAUUCUCAGCAGCAAUGGGCAUUAAGAAUGCCAAGUACAUUCCUGAGCUGGCCUAUUAUGGACUGUACUUACUGUGCUCCCCUCUCCACGGUAGAGAAGAUGAGACUCUUCGCUGUGUCUUCAAUCGACUCCUCAAUGUCRUUCUGAUGGUGAAAGGCAGAGGGAAUUCCAAGCGUGAGCCCCUUGCCAUCACAUCAGCUGUGACCAGUGCCARGAACUUGGCUGUAAAAUUCAUCAGUUCUCUGGUAGAUGAGCUGAAAGAAGCUGUUUUUCCUCUUCUCCGGAUAUUCCUCCAACAUGUCUGUGACAAGGUGCCAGACAAGGCUGAGUAUCGCACCAACGCUGCCCAGGCCCUGGUGACCCUGCUGGACAAAUUUCCAUCUAAAGAGUUUGCCUCAUUCAUUGCCUGGCUUUACAAAUUCUCACUGGGCAAAGUUUCCUGCAGAGUCUUUGCCCUGGAUGCAGCUUUGGCUUUGUUGGAGCUGCCUGAGAGGAACCCAGGCACCUCCCUGCCCCCAGAACUCCAGAGGUUUUUGAAGCACAAGUUUUUAGUGCAGGUCAUGGUGUUUGGCCGGUGCUCAGACAGAGCCGCCGUGGUGCGGAGCAAAGCUCUCAGCAGCUUUGCCCAUUGUCUCGAAAUGAAAACUGCAGCUAUCUUGGAGAGCAUUCAGGACUUACUACAGAGCUCCCCAUCCAGCUGUCCACCGAGGACCACACCAACUUCCAAAACUGCCAAGCAGAYGGCCAGCAGUGACACUUGUGGGCCUCGUGGAAAAGAAAUCAUGGCCAUCCUGAGAAUGAGAGCUAGCGAUGAGAAAACCAACGUGAGGAAAUCUGCUCUGCAGGUGUUGGCGACCCUCCUGAAGCAGGGGCUGGUGGCCUGCACGGCUGAGGACGUGGGUGUGCUGCAGGAGCACUGCCGUGACCCCGCCGUGUCCGUGCGCAAGCAGUCGCUGCUCUCCAUCACCGAGCUGCUCCAGGCUCAGCAGAGCGAUGUCCUGGUACAGAAGGCCUGGUUGUAUGGAGUGUUGCCCGUUGUGACGGAUGUGGAGAGCUCUGUCCAAGAAAAGGCCUUGGAUUGCCUUGAUCAGCUCUUACUGCAACACAUAAAAGUUUACCAUAGAUCCAGCAGCAGUGUUGGGACACAGAAUCUGGCAUGGGACCUGCUGUCCCUCUUGUCUUCAGAAUGCCAGGACCUGAGCCGUUACCUGAACAAAGCUUUCCAGGUGUGGUCCAGGCAGAAGAAGCUCACCUCCACUUUCACCAUGAAUGUCAUGUCUCACCUGGAGACAGAGCACUCCAGGGAGGCUUGGAUGCUGCUUGCCAARGGGGCAGGCUCUUUCCCCAAGCUGAAUUAUUCCAAGGUGGUUGAAUACUGGGACAGAGUCAGCAGGCAGCAGGAYGUGAGCAGUGACACCAUGGGACAUGUCCUGUGUGUCAUUGGGCACGUGGCRAAGCACCUCUGCAAGACAACCUGUGAUGGGCUGAAGGAGAGCAUCUGGAACUGGCUGAAGGAGUUUCAGUGUCCCCUGCGAGCCAUCAGCUCAGCCGUGGAGGCCCUGCACAAGCUCUGCCAGACCUCUGCAGAAACACCACAGGAGGCACAGGAGCAGCUCAACGAGGUGUUUGGAGAUUUAGUAUCCACCUGUGAGAGCUACAUCUCCAAUAUAGUCCUCAAAGAGGGUGGAGCAGAUCAGCUGCAGGAAGAUGUCCUGGUGAAACACCUCUUYCUCCUGGGUGAUGCUGCCCAGAUGUGCCCAGCCAAGGUGGGCAARCCCAUCUUCUUUCUGAUCCAGUCCAUCCUGGCCUCUUCUUUCGGCGAGGACCAACACAGCAAGGAAUUUCUCAGUUCCCAGUCGCUGUCCCAGUUCAGAGGCUCAGCCAUGCCUACCGUGGUCAGGGCUCACGCAUUCAUCACUUUGGGUAAGCUGUGCCUGCAGCACGAGGAGCUGGCCAAGGAGUCUGUGCCAACACUGGCCCGUGAGCUGGAGGUGUCACCACACCUCCCUGUGCGCAACAACGUCAUCAUCGUGCUGUGUGACCUCUGCAUGCGCUACACCUCCAUGGUGGACAGGUACAUGGGUGACAUCGCCCUGUGCCUGCGCGACACACAGCCCCUGAUCCGUGAGCAGGCCCUGAGCCAGCUCACCAACCUCCUCCAGGAGGAGUUUGUGAAAUUGAAGGAUGGUCUUUUCUUUCGGUUUGUUAUUGUCUUGGUGGAUCCAGUCCCAGAAAUUGCCAGGCUGGCAGAGUUYUGUCUGCUGCGUGUCAUGCUGAAGAAGAACCCUGGGCUGUUCUCCCAGCAUUUCAUCGAGUGCAUCUUCCAUUUCAACAGCUACGAGAAACACCCCAAGUACAACAGGUUCCCCCAGAGACCSCGGGCGAAGCAGCUCUUCUCUCUGAAGGGGAAGGAGAACAAGGAGAAGAGGAUGAGGAUCUACACCUUCCUGCUGGACCAUUUCACAGAUGAACAGAGGUUCAACAUCACCACUACCAUCACCACCAACAUCCUGGCUUGCUUUGUGGAUGAGCUCCUUCCUUUGGACCUGGAAUCCAGUGAACUGCUCUCAGACACCUUUGCAGUCCUUAGCUGCAAAGAAAUCAAGCUGUCAAGCAUGAGGUCAAAACCUGAGGAGGACAUUGACCCUGAGGAAGAUGAGAUGGCAAUGGCCAAUGCUGUCAUGCAGGUGACCCAGAAGAAGCUCAUCUCGCAGGUUCAAAAGAAGAAUUUAAUAGAAGAGGUCAUCCCAGUAAUCACAUCACUGAAGGAUUUGAUGGAGGAGAAGAGGAUCCCWGCUCUUAAGGACCUGAUGAACUACCUGCGGGAAAUGAUGCAAGAUUACCGAAACGAAAUCCAGGAGUUUUUUGCUUUGGACAAGCGGCUGGCAGCUGAGCUGGAGUAUGACAUGAGGAAACAUGAAGAGCAGCUGGCCAGGGAGAAGGAGCUGGAGCAACAGCAGCCCUCCUCAGCUUUUGGGGAGACCCUUGGUGCYRUUAUCUCUCAAUCUCCAUCUUUGGAGGGAKCUGCAUCUUCUGGUGGCCAGAAUAAUGACACUCCUCAGGCUUCUGCUGGUGGGACACAAUCCACAUCCAUCCCUUCCUCUGAGUUUGCUGUACCUAGAGCCGAUGCUCAGCCAAUGGCACGUCGCAAGGCAGCAUCCCUGACCACCAUGGCCAUCCUGAACGCUGCCAAGAAGGCAGCAGAAGAUGUGACCAAGAAAAAGCACAGCAAGAGCAUGGGGAGGGGGUCAUUGCCAUCCUCUGAGCCCUGGAGUGCCAGCCAGCAAGGGCUCUCCCCAAACCUGAGCCCACAGUCCAAUGGAGGAAACGUGGCUGUGGCAGGCCGAGCAAUCAGCACCCCAGCGGGGCUUUUCCCAAGCCUGAGCCCACAGUCCAGUGGAGGAACCRUGGCUGUGGCAGGCCGAGCAAUCAGCACCCCAGAGGAGACCAUUGAUGACUUCACUUUAAAUGCUGGGGUCAGCAGCAUCAGCUUGAAGGAGACACCCACUUCAGCUCCAGUGGAGGAAGAUGCUGAGGACAGGCCAAAACACGUCAUCUGUUUGAAACCRCCGGAGGAACCCCCAUCCCCACCUCGGAUGUGGAAGGUGGAAUCCCCAGCAAGGAGAGAGAGCAGCCAGCCAGUGCCUCUGCAGCGGGUGCUGCGCUCAACUCGCAAAACUUCCCAGAACAAAUGARCCCUGCCCUUCCUCCUGUACAGAACCACCAUGCUGCCUGAACCUGCCCUCCCUUCUGUGCUUACAAAUGGCUGUGAAUGCACACCCUCCUUAUCUGUUCUGAGAUGGCUUUUCUUCCAGAACAUCCUGGAGAUGGGCAGGCACAGCCUGCAUGAGCACAUGGAUGGGUUAAAYGCUGCUGCUCCUGACAGAGCUCACUGAAGGGAGGCCUCGAGAGCUGCAGUAGGAAAAAAGAGUGGCUUUUCACUCUGAGAAUGUGUAAUUUGUCCAUUUGGAAAAGUAAUGGCAUAAUGUUGCCAUGAGCUUAGCAAUAAAUGCAUUUAUCCCAGCGUGCAGGGUUUAUUCAGCCCAUCCCUCACUGCCCCUCUUGGUUCCAUACCAGAGCUCCCUCAAUGUGAACAAAGGUAAAAAAUCUGGUAAUUGCACGCUACAUCACCUCUUGUUUGUUGGGCAAACGCCUGUGUUUUUGAACAGCCUUAAUGCUCUUUUUACAUAGAAUAUUUCUAUUCUUGAGCUAUGUUAUUUCCUGCUAUUAGCAUUUGAUGAAAAUAAAUGGUUACAGAAUAAAUUCCACCCACGGCGUCUCCCCUU